Molecule: messenger RNA, 261 nt
Organism: Talaromyces stipitatus ATCC 10500
Lineage: Eukaryota; Fungi; Ascomycota; Eurotiomycetes; Eurotiales; Trichocomaceae
Exons: 2
Coding region: 1-261 (86 amino acids)
Source: RefSeq, a predicted model, not a curated record
AUGUCAUUUGUGAUGGGAAACCAGGACUGGACACUAUUGCUCGAGACAGAAUGCAAUCGAUUGCCAUCACCUGGUCCCAGUCCUAACCCAUUUGAUCCUUCGUUGGUUAGAAUGUUACGAUCAAAGUCUUACUUGCGGAGGGCUAUUUUCCAGAUAGCAACAUCGCUGUCCUCCAACAAACACCGAAGCGGCUAUGAGCAGAAGGCAUGUUAUUGUUGGAACGUGAAUAUCAACCCUACGCGUUUCGGCACUGGAUAUUAG